UAGUAUAGCUAUAUAUAUAUAAACCUUUACAUAUAUUCAUCUUUCUUCUGCGAUUCAGAAAAAACUCAUCCAUGGCAAGAGUCAACUCAGCUGCUGCUACUGUCAGAAGGCUUGAGGGGAAAGUGGCGAUUAUCACUGGUGGUGCCAGCGGCAUAGGUGAGGCCACCGCAAGACUCUUCUCUAAGCACGGAGCUCAUGUGGUGAUAGCUGAUAUUCAAGACGAUUUGGGUCUUUCUCUCUGCAAUGAGUUGGAAUCAGCUAUCUAUGUUCAUUGUGACGUGACAAAGGAAGAAGACGUCGAAAACUGCGUCAACGUAGCUGUUUCCAAGUACGAGAAGCUGGACAUCAUGGUUAAUAACGCGGGUCAAUUGAAUGAGUUCAAACGAAGCAUUCUGGAAAACACAAAGUCUGAGUUUGAGAGAGUGAUAAGAGUGAACAUGGUUGGCCCAUUUCUGGGAACAAAGCACGCUGCAAGAGUGAUGAUUCCUGCUAAAAGGGGUUGCAUAAUUAACACGGCUAGUGUUGCCGGAUGCAUAGGUGGAGGUGCUACACAUGCCUACACCAGUUCAAAGCAUGGGCUUGUGGGGCUGAUGAAAAACACUGCGGUGGAGCUCGGACAAUUCGGUAUUCGGGUGAACUGUGUAUCGCCUUAUCUGGUUGCGACACCGAUGUUAAAUGAGUAUUUCAAUAUUGAUGAAGAAGGAGUUCGUGAGGCUUAUUCCAACCUAAAAGGUUCUUAUCUUGUGACCAACGAUGUGGCCGAAGCUGUUGUUUAUUUGGCAGGUGAUGAGUCUAAGUAUGUUAGUGGUCACAAUCUUGUGUUAGAUGGAGGAUUCUCCAUUACAAAUGCAGGAUUUUCUCCUUGGCAGUCUGUGUGAGAGAAAGACACGUUU
Molecule: messenger RNA, 893 nt
Organism: Vigna umbellata (rice bean)
Lineage: Eukaryota; Viridiplantae; Streptophyta; Magnoliopsida; Fabales; Fabaceae
Product: borneol dehydrogenase, mitochondrial-like
Molecular function (GO): oxidoreductase activity, acting on the CH-OH group of donors, NAD or NADP as acceptor
Source: RefSeq, a predicted model, not a curated record